AUACAGGGGGGGGUGGGGGUUCUGGGGCCCGACCAUAUUUCCGAAUGCCACCUAUGUAUAUUUUAUAUAUAUUUAACCUUUAUUAACACUUGCACUUGAAGAAACCUUGUCUGACCUUGAAGAGAUUACUGUUCCCUGAAGUGAUGCCCUUAUACAAGCACUAUAUGCAAGACCUCAUAGUAGGAGACAGUUCACUUUCACAACCCGAGUUCCUUUGCACCACCAAGAGACUGGCAUCUCUCGGAUGAACCAUUCGACACGUAGAUUCAGUUAAACACGUUGGGGAGAUAUAUGUAUUUUGUGCGUAUUACAUUGUGCAAAUGCACAUCAAUGGAAAAAGCCAUGUAACGCCUUGUGAAAGUUUAAUACACAAGGAUACAAUCAAGAAAUCAUUCCUUGCACCAAAUGCGAUUGCACACACAACACAAUUGCUUCUCGGUUGGAUCUCUCUUUUUUUUUAAUUGCCUCUCAAGUUCGGAGUGUGACCCUUACACAGGAGCAGCCCUUACACAAAUUUAUACGGUAAGGAUUUUCCUUUGUGUAACUGUCCUAUACUUUGCUAUCGCUAACACGGCUUCGCCUUUCUGGCAAAACUGCGGCCUAGCAAUUUUUUUUUUUUUUUUACUGUGAGUCUGGAGUAUAAGCACUGCUGCGCAUUACUGCGAUUGAUUCUUAUUUCGAGUAUAUCCUGCUUGGCUUCAAUGUUUCCAUCCAUUGUAAAUUAGAAAGGUUUUUCUUCUUUUUUCUUGCUUUUUUUCCCCCCACGAGUGGCUAUAGCAUUGCCUACUGGAAACAGAAGCACUAUUCAUACCAUUCAUGUGCAUUUCAUAUAUGCCGUUGAUAAAAGACUCUGCGGAAAGGGUCACCGAAGUCUGCAAAUUUCUUUCUUUUUUCAGGGUCAAAAACCAUGCAAAUCAAUUUGAAGCAAGGUGAACACACAGCAACAUAUAUUUAUUCUCUAGGCAUAGGCUAUCCAUACCAUUAGAAAUAAUUGUUAGUUGGCUACCUCCCUCUCUUUCAAAAAUAUAAUAAACUUUGUCCUGUAUAUAUAGUGUUAAUUCACAGUGGAAAUUUUAAAAAGAUUGAAGAAGAAAUAUGGAUGAGGUAUACCCACUGCUGGUGCUUCUUGUCUGAUAUUCAGGAUUUUCAGAAAGAAAGCGAAAGUACAAAUUAAAAAAAGCCGCGGACCUCCGCAUGCACGUACUAGCAAAGAUGCAAUAUGCAUCUAGCCACAAUAAAAUUUGAAGUGAAAAGGUAGAGGCCACUCAAAAGAAACCUUAAAUGAUGUGCGUAUAUAUUGACACUCUAGGAGAGAGGGGGAGCUUCGAUAUUGCCGGAGAUUGAUGAGGGGGGCUCCCUCCACCGCAGUCGGCAUGUUAGUAUUGCGAUAGAGUAAUAGGUGCUGUUGAAAGGUGAAAUUAAACAGUUUAAAAUGAAUACAAAAAUAGCCAGAAUAAUUCAUAAUCAUUCAUGUGUAAUUUUUUUUAUAUUUCUUCUUUUUUUGUCUUGUUUCUUUCCUGUGCAUGUGCGCAUACAUGUGUGUGUGCGUGAAAACUGUCUUCAAAAAGGACAAUAGCCGCUAGCCCAUUCCCGCAGUUUAAAGGCAAAAUCGAUGCAGUGCAGGUACAUUCUGCUCAAGAUUGCAGUGGUCGAGGCUAAGCCCAUAAAUAUGUGCAUGAGUUGCGCACUCAUUUCCCCACGUCUUCUGGCUUUUGUGGUCUAGAGCACAUACAGGUUGAGAGGUGCCGCGGGAACUCGGAAUAAAGCUAUCAUCAGAUUGAAGUGAAUUCGUUAUAACGAGGUAUUUACAGCGUGUGCCGCAAGGGCCAUGGUGCGUCCAUGCCGUUUGGGCAGUCGUUUACGGCGUAAUUUUUGUCCAACAAUUGCACCAAGUACAAGGAAGAAGCCAAAGUUGGGAAAGCAGCCGCAGGGAGCGACAAUCAAAACGAACAACUCUGGGCCGUCCAGCCGGUCAUCGAGGCGCUGGCCUGGCAGGGACCCAGUGAGCCGGCAACGGCGAGCGGGGACCCAGGGCGCGCGGCAGGCGUUCAGAAGACGACGUAGGACCCGUACGUCCGGAGCGCGCGCGCCAGCGCAAGUUUUACUGCAGGCUCAAAUAAACGUUUUACCAAUACAAUGUCCAACAUAACUAGACAUGGCGAAAAUCGUGGAAGUGCCGGGGUCGUGCUGCGCGCAACUGCUUGAAGUUCACUAUUGUGGAAGGCACCGUUAGCCAUGAGCCCUUAAUUUCGGUUUCGUUUGUUACCGUUGGGAAUGAGGUUGUAAUCAAGGCACUAAAAUCCAAUCCAAAAAGUUAGUUACGCAUUUUCUUUUCACUGAGAUUGUGUGCUAUAGAUAAAUAAUUUAGGCAUUAACAAAUUUUGUUUGAAUAUGAGACGUUCGCACGUUGUUACUUGUGUUCUAAUAAAAUUACUUUAUGGUUUGACUUUACUGCGUUCCUGCAAUGAUACACAGGCUAAUGGCGUCCAUGCAUUAUCACCGCUGCGUACUCCGCUAUCGUCACGCUGGUGGCUGUACCCGGCUCAGCUGAGCAAUGUGACACGCUGUUUGCGCGUGUGAGAGAAAAAAAGACUCAUCGCAGAGCGGUUCGUGAGUUCGAUGAGCGGCAGCCGCUGGUUCGUCAGCAAGUCCAAGGAGUCCCGCCGCGAGCGGACUCGGACCUCGCACAACCACGGCGACGAACGCCGCGAUGACUACGUCUCGUCUCACCAUCGCCGCGGCUCCGAGCGCGCGUCGGAACGUUCGCGCGCAUCCCACCACGGCGCCGCCGCCAGCAGCCCCGACCGCAAGGACAACUCCCGGCCGUCAGCGGCCAAGAACUCCGAAGGCGGUGGUGGCCACGGUCAACUCGUGUUUCGGCGCCAGGACCGCGUCAAAGUCAAGCAACGUACGCCCGAUGGUUCACCUCGGCGCGACGAACACAAACCCGCUUCUUCCGCGCCUUCCAAGUCGCGUGGCCGAGGAGAUUCCAAGAAACCAUCAGGGGACGACGACCUGUGGGGCGCCCUGGGUCACGUGUACAGCGAGGUUCCGGCAUGGGCGCUGCGGGAGGCCCGCGAGCGCCUGACCCCAGCCUGGGUGGCCAAGCACCAGAGCUACCUGCGCCGUGUGCUCGAGGAGGCCCUGAAGCGUACCCGGCUGCCCCACGAUGCUCGCAACGAGCUGGCCGCCUGUCUGUCUGCCUAUGGCACCUUGCUCGGCGAGAGGGCCAAGGAGUUUGUGGACUGGCUACUAAAUGUAUAUGACACAAGCAUCCCGGAUGAGUCCCGUAUCUGCCUGCUGAAAGCAUUGUUGGAGGUGCUGAAAGGGAAUCCCCAAGUUGCUGCUGAGGUUCUGCAGACGAUGAUGGGUCGUGCCCAGUCUAUGCUCGAGUCAGCUGAGGACUGCGAGCUGCUGCUCUCGGCAUGCGCGCUGUCUCUGUGGGCCGCGGAACAGGACCCUGAGGCCUUUGCUGCGUCUUACUUCCACGACGCCGUUGACAUCCUUGUUGGGUGGCACAUUGACGCCCCGUCGGAAUCCCUGGCUCGGCGCACGGGCGAGGCUCUGGAGCAGCUUGGUCCCUUCUGGGCCGCCGAUCCAAACUUCUGUGCCACUCUGCUGGGGCAGUUUGUCGAGGACCUGGAGGCCUAUGCCGAGGAUCUUGCCAAUCGCAAGUUCAAGAUGACGUACCGGCAGCCCCGCCCUGCCUUUUUGUGCGAGGACCCCAAUGAGUGCCUGGACAGGAUGGCUUCCCUGCUGCGCGUCUACGGAACGGUGGUGCACAGCCUUGGAGACCAGGCAGUCCAGGUUGUGACCUGGGAACUGCUCAGCGAGAACCUCCAUGGAAUGGCCAACUGUGUCCUGCAGGCAACCGAGUUUGCACCCAGGAACUCUCUUCUUGUCUCAGCCAACCAGACGGUGGUGCUGCUGUGCAACCUGACGGGUCAGUGUCCCUCGUCCCUGGUGGACCUGCUGCACCUGCAGGCGCAGCUGGUGCUCUCCGAGGCACACACCCUGUCCCUGCUGCGCCUGCUUGGAUCCCUCGUGCAGCAUUUGGGUGCACAGAUUCCACUGCCGCUGGUAUCGCUGGCCUUCGAGAGCCGCUGGCGUCGCAGCCCACGGGCCCGGGUGCAGGCGCAGCUGCUGUCGGUGCAGCACGCCAUGCUGAAGCUGAAGAGCGUGGCCAUCGUGGAGGAGGCCUACCGAUGCCUGGUGCAGAGCCUGGACGCGACGGGCAUGGCGGCCACGGCCCUGGCACCCCUGUGCUCUCUCAGCCAGGUGGCCAACGCCCGGCACUCCAUCAUUGGGAUGUGGGCCCUGAAGCCGGCCUUCUUCGACCUCCUGCUCGAGUACCUGACACCCAUCAGUGAUGGCUGGCACGGGUCGCCCAGCACCCAGUAUGCCAUGCUGUACCUGCUGCACUCUCAUAGCCAGAGGCACGGCCACUUCAUAUCGUCCAGCACCCUCCUGAUCCACGGUGACGACCUGGGUGUGCCGCGGAGCGUGUACCUCUCGCGAAUACUCACCCUCCUCGCCAGCGUUCUCACCUCGACCACUGUGCCCGACGACGUCAGGCGCCUGUGCCAGCACUGGUCCCUGCAGCUGGUCGAAUGCCUGCAGCUCCACAUGCCCCACCUGGCACAUUCGACCGAGUUCCUGGGACUCGUCGAUGCUACCAUCGACUGCGGCUACAGCAAUGACACCGAGGCAACCUUGAGGGCUUGCCAAAUCCUUCAGCGGGUUGUGGACACUGUCAGCACCCUGCUUCCCAGAGACAUUCUGCAGAGAUGCUACAACCUGUGUGUGGUGAAGGCUGGCAGUGCUGUACCAUCCGAAAGGUCAAAGUUCAUCGCCCUCAUGACCCUGCUGCCUGUUGACCUCCUCACAAGUGAGGCGCUGCUAAGUUCACCGGAGCUGCAGGAGCAGGCAUUGCAGCGCACGGCCAUCUUGUCUGCUCCUGGCACCACCCUGACCGUGCAGGGUUUCCGCACGGUCAUGUCCGCCUUGCUGCUACCGCCACCUGGUGGGGGCAACAUUGAUGCCUGCGAGCUCCGCCUGGAGCGCCUGGCGCCAGCAGGCCUGGCAUCGGGUCGUCAUGCAGGCGCCCUCUGGUGCUGGGCCCUGUGGGAGUGUGCGCAGACGUGCGUGCAGCAGAAGCUGCGAACAGCGCUGGGCAAGCCCCAGGAGACGUUCACCUCGGUCGAAGGAGCCCUCAAGGCCCUGCUGGCAGAGCCUUCACCCACGGGCAUCCCAUCGCUCAAGAGGGCGCAGCUGCUACUGGACUUCCUGGAGCAGCUGGACAAGUGUAUGUACAACGCGUACGAGGGCAGUGCGGGCAGCCUGCCCGCGGCCCCUAAGGCGGUGCGCACCUUCUUCCGCACCAACCGGGCCACCUGCCUCGAGUGGCUGGCCCGGGUGCGACCCCGGGCCGUGCGCCUCGCCCUGCGUGCGGGUCGCCCUGCCGAGGCCCUGCGUCACACGGGGGCCCUGGCUGCUACUGCACCUCAGGGCCUGGGAGCAGUGGUGCGCGACACGGCCACCUCACUGGUGCAGCUGCACUGCCCUGAGGCCAUCUGGGGCCUGUAUGCCUGGGGAAAGGAGAUCCUCGGACAGCGCCUGCCUUGGCUGCGAGCGGCUGCUGCUCACGCUGCCGGCAGAUAUGAGUCUGCUGCUGAAGAGUAUGCAGCCAUCCUCAAGGACGACGCACAGGCAUCGAAGGAGACCCGUCCGUUCUUGCUCAACCAGAUCCUGGACUGCCACAUGAAAUUGGCUGACUGGGACGAAGCGCUCAAGUGGGCCGAAGAUCCUCAUCACACACCAGUAAAUGGCUGCAUCAACAAGCUCAGUAGCCGCACGUCCUCCAUUGCCCAGCACAUCAGGUCGCUGCUGAGCACUGACCCUGUUGAGAGCCCCGCCUGCCCCCGAGACGUGUGGGACGCCGAACAGCAGUUGCUGUUGGCCCAGCACCGGGCCACAAUGCCCGGCUGCUGCCGUGACAUCAACGCGUCGGAGGAGUCCGCUGCCGCACUGCUGCAGCUGUGCGCAAUCCAGUGGCCGCCCCAGGUGGACCCCGCCUUGCUGGCCCUGGUGCGCCGGGUGCCUCCGGUGAUUGGCGAGCCCCUGUCGCCCGCACAGCACGACUGCAGCGCCAUCAGCGAGGCCCUCACUUGGAGCCACGCUGAGCCCAUCGAAGGGUUCCUGCUGGCGGGAGCUCGUCUUGCCCGCAAGCAGCACAACUUGCGAUUGGCCGAACGGUGGCUCCUGCGGGAGGCCGGUGGGGACGAAGAGGGCUCCACGCUGACCACGCUGGCCGACGAGGGUGCCCCCCUGGCUGUGCUGAGGGAGGCUGCCAAGCUGCUGCACGCCCGAGGAGAGCUGGCCGAGGGGGCCAGGAUCAUGGCACGGGUGGCCUGGACGCACGCCACCAGCCUCGAAGACUCUGAGCUCGUCGCCAGGUCCUUGCUGACAUUGGCCAAGUGGUUGCAAGCGGAGCCGCCAACUGUCGAGCCCCUGCUCGGGGACGGACUGCGCAAUGGCCGCGUCGAUGGCUUGGCGGCCGCCUUCUCGUGCAGCUACUCGCUGUCUGGCCAGCAGCGCAACUGCUCUGCGCCUCCUCCGCAGCUGCAGCCACUGGACGGCCUGCUGAGCAGUUCGGAGGUCUCCAUGGGAUCGCUGCUGCGGCACAGCCUGUCCCUCUGCCCAACGCUGCCCAAGGCGUGGGCCACCUAUGCGGGAUGGUGCUACCGUUGGGGGCGCAAGGUCAUCGACGCACCCAGUGAUGGCAAGCUGAACAUCUCAACAAAGGACAACGACCUGGCAUACCUUCUUCCCGAUUCACUGACAGAUGAGGAGAAGAGUGCUGCCAAGCGCAUCCUCAUGAGAGUCCAGGCCUUUCCCGAGUCUGACUGCCGCACUGACGUGGCCCGUAUGGCUUGGUCGGACCUGCGGCAGGAGCUGGAGGCAGUCUGCCCCCGUCUGGACUCUCGGACUCUGGACUCGUUGCUGAAGUCACGUGCAGUGGUGCUGGGCCGGGCCUUCCACUAUUACCGUUCGGCUGCCUCCGCCUACUUCAAGUACCUCCAGCUGCAGCAGCAGCAGGAUGAAGACACCAACGUGACAGCCACCCUCCGUCUCUUGCGCCUGGUGGUGAAGCAUGCCUCCGAGCUCCGCGGCGAGCUCGAGGAAGGGCUGACGGGCACGCCGACUGCGCCCUGGCGUGGCAUCAUCCCGCAGCUGUUCUCACGCCUUAACCACCCGGAGGCCUACGUCCGCAGGAGCAUCCAGAAGCUGCUCUCCCGGCUCGCACGGGACUAUCCUCACUUGAUCGUGUUCCCCGCUGUCGUGGGGGCACUGCCAGAGCCCCCUGGUGGCAUUGGCGGAACCAGCGCUCUUUUUGGUGGAGCCACAGCAACUCCGAGCAGCGACACAACAGAAGAUGAAGGAACAACGUCUGCACUGAUGAGGGAGAGCUACGUUGCCCUUGUCGACACUCUGGCAGCAGACGACGCACAGACCAUCACCCAGGUCCGGCUGCUGGUGGGUGAGCUGCGACGUAUCACCCUACUCUGGGACGAGCUCUGGGUGGGGGCGCUCAACGUGCACAGCGGGGAGGCCCACCGGCGCAUCCGCACCCUCGAGGAGGAGGUAGGGAGGGUGCGCGCCAACACGGGCCUCAGCGCUGCCCAGAAGGACACCCUGAUCCGAGACAAGCACGCCCUCUUCCUGUGCCCCACGCUGCGCCUGCUGGAGCAGCUGCAGUCGGUGGUGACGUCCCGGGAACCCGAGACCCCGCACGAGGUGUGGUUCAGCGAGACGCUGGGACCUCUCAUAACCGAGACGCUGGCGACCCUGCGCAACCCGCACGACCCCUGGCGGCCCCAGGCCAGCUGGGCGGCCCUGAGGCGCCUGCACCUGCGCCUGCAGCGGCGCCCCCACGAGGAGGGGCCCCAGCUGCUCAUGGAGCGGGUGUCGCCGGCACUCGCAGCGCUCAAGAACUCGCGGGUACCUAUGCCAGGAUGUUCUGGGAAUGUCCGCAUAGCAGCUGUCCAGUCGUCCAUAGCUGUGCUGCCCACAAAAACCAAGCCCAAGAAGUUGAGCUUCCAGGGCUCGGACGGCCAGCGAUACACGUUCCUCUUCAAGGGUAUGGAGGACCUGCACCUGGACGAGCGCAUCAUGCAGCUGCUGAGCAUCUGCAACAGCCUGCUGGCACGGGGGGCCACGGGGGCCAGCGCCCCGAGGGCCCGCCACUACGCGGUCACCCCCCUGGGCUCCCGUUCGGGGCUCAUCCAGUGGCUGGACGGGGUGACCCCGCUGUUCGCCCUCUACAAGCGCUGGCAGCAGCGUGAGGCCGCUUCUGUGCUGAGACCCUCGGAGCUGUUCUACGGCAAACUGACACCGCUGCUCAAGGAGCAGGGCAUCACAAACUUGGACAAUCGCCGGGAGUGGCCAGUGGGCGUCCUGGUGAGCACGCUUCAGGCGCUCAUGGCCGAGACUCCCAAGGACCUGGUGGCCCGGGAGCUGUGGUGUGCGGCAGCCAGCGCCCCGCACUGGUGGCGCGUCACCUGCGCCUUCAACCGUUCAACGGCCGUCAUGUCCACCGUCGGAUAUGUCAUCGGCCUCGGUGACCGACAUCUGGACAACAUGCUGCUCGACUUGCGCACCGGAGAGGUGGUGCACAUCGACUACAAUGUGUGCUUUGAGAAAGGCAAAAACCUGAGAGUCCCCGAGAAGGUGCCCUUCCGCAUGACCCCCAACAUCGAGGCUGCACUCGGGGUCACCGGGGUCGAGGGACAGUUCCGCCUUGCCUGCGAGCAGGUGCUGAAGGUCUUGCGUCGUGGUCGAGAGACCCUGCUGACCCUGUUGGAGGCCUUUGUGUACGACCCGCUCGUCGACUGGGACAGCAACACCGGCGUGUGCUCCCCCGCGUCGCGCCUGGAGCGGGACAUGGCGAGCGCCCUGCUGGCCAUCCGCAUCCGGGAGACGGCCCAGCCCUGGGCGCACAACCGCAGGCUGCUGGCCGACGCGCUGGACAAGACGGCCGGGCUGCUCCGCGAUUGGCAGCAGGCACAGGGUUGUGUGCAUGCGGCGGAGCAGAGCCUGGGCGAGGCGUGUGCCCAGCAGACGAUCCUGGAAGAGGCCCUGGCGUCCGAGGGCAAGGACCACCCGCUCUUCUCGCUGCCCGCACGCUACCGCGAGUGGGCGCUCGUCCAGGGGGCGCGGGACUCGGCACUGCGGGCACUGCUGGAAAAGCUUGAAGAGUGUCGCCGCUGGAGUGCAUUGCAGACGGCAGCCAUGUCAGCACUGUCAUCGGGAACGCCUCCCGACAGGUGGCGCCAGGUGUUGACCUCUGAGCCCGCCCUCGAGUCUGUAGGGUCGCUGGCACCCCUGGUGGAGUUCCUGCAAAGCUCGGGGCAGCUUCAGUUGCUCCAGCAGUGCGAGCAGAGCGAAGGUGAGCUGCUGGCCCUGGUGCAGCAGCUGCGCCAGUCACUGCAGACGGCCCUGGAGCUGCUGGGCACCUACUCGGCCAUCGUGGUGCAGGGCCCUCCGCACGGCUGGCACCAGCCCAGCCACCGACUUCAACACUGGCAGCACUGGCUCGACGGCCUGCACCAGGACUUCACCCUGGCCAAGUGUCAGGAGGUGAUAUCGGAGUUCCACCACCACUACGGCGUCGGAACGGAAGUGACAUUUGCCCAGGCAGCCCUUGCUCUGCACUACGAGCUCCAGUCCGCCGUGUCGGACUGCAACUCUCACAUCCUGUCUGUGAUGAAGCGCAAGCAAGCCGAAGGCUCCGACUACCUGCCUGAUGCUCAGGCUGCACUCAUGGCUCUUGCCCAAGAUCCGUCCCAGCAGCCUGCAGUGGUGGCUGCCCUGCUGGGCGCCCUCUGCCCCUGCGCCCAGAACCUGCUGGUCAUGGAGACUGCCGCGGCGGCCUCGGGUGAACGCCUGGCCGACCUGCAGUUCUGGGGCUCCGACUGGUUCCUGCAGGACCUGCACGUGCAGGCCGCUGUGGCGCACGAGAUGGGACAGGCCUUGAUGCAACUGGAUCCACCAGCUGAAACUGUCCAACUGUGUGUUGUGGCCGAGUCCAUCUACAAAGUGUUUGCAGCCCUGCUGGAUGUGAUGGUCCACUUCCAGACCAUCAUUCUGCCCGAGGCCCUCAAGCGAUCCAUGGAGACGAGCGUGCUGUCCCUGGUGUCCAGCAUGCACGAACCGCCCCUCGGCGGCCAGGGUGUUGGCGAGUACAUCGAGGAGCUCGUCAGGGAGCUGCACCAGAACAUGACCAACGGGGUGCAGUAUGAACCAACACCGACUCUGGAAGACAUCAAGGUUGCUUUUGAUGAUUUGAUGAAAACGGACGACACUGGACUGACACCCGGGAAGAUGCUUGUCCAGGGCUUCCAUGGCCUCUUCGCCAAGACGGCCACAGAACUGUCCAACUUCUACGCCACGCUAAGUGGCAUAGACCUCAACUGGAAGAGCGUCGACGUGGUGUGGAGUGCCUACUCGCUCUGCCCCCCACACCUGGACACGCUGGACGCCUACCUGAAGGACAUAAUGUUCCUGCGGUGCCUGCAAUGCAUGCACCAGAUCUUCUCGCCGCAGCUGCUGUCCGGCAUGGCCGAAGAACACGCCUUCCUGCCAGUCAAGCACUGCAUCGCCAGCAUCUACCGAGUUCAGAUGCUUGGCCUGCCAUCGUUUGCUCUGAGCUCGUGCCUGUGCGCCACGCUGGCACUGUCCCAAGCUGGCGACCCAAACCAGCUGCAGAUGGAUCCCCCGGCCAGCCGCACCUUGGAGUCCCUGUCGGCAGGCUGGGCGGCCAGCGGAGAGGCCCUGUCGGCCGUGGCGUCCUUGGAGGCGGCCCAGCGCCACCGUGACCUCCUGCGGCGCCUGGACCAAGCAGAGGGGGUUUUGCGAGUGCGGCUUCAGCGCUGCCAGCUGCGCUUCGCCUCCCACCACUGGCUGCACGAGGAGGCCCUACCCAACCCUGGAGGGCAGACCCUGCCUGCUAGGGCGACCCUGCUGGCCGAGAUGCGCAAGGCGGUGCAGGCGUCAGCCUCCCUGGCGGCCACCCUGUCCGAAGCCAAGGAGGCCCACCUGUCCCUGGUGGGGGCAGUCGAGCAGCGGCUCAAGUGGGCCGGAGGAGCUAACCCUGCUCUGGCCGACACACGCAACACCUUUGCCCAGCUGCUGGACCAGUGGACGGACGCUGUCCAGCUGGUGAACGACCUGUCCGUGGAAGUGUGCGAGGCCAGCGAGGCCCUGCUGCUGCGGGAAGCCCUGCGUACGCGCACCACCGAGGCCCUGGCGUGGGACUCGGGCCUGCUGGGCCUCCUCAACCGCUGCCAGGAGAGCUGCAUGCUGGCCGAGAACGCCGCCCCGCUGGCCCCUGCCGAGCAGCAGCUGCUGCAGCUGCAGGGCUCGGCACCCCUGCCCAGCGAGACCAGCGUCGAGUGGCUCCGUUCCCUCCUCGACAAGGUGGCGCUUGGUGCCUGCCGGGAACAACUGGAGCAGGCCAAGACAAGCCGAGAUACAUGCAGGGAAGCACUGCAGAGCCAGGUGUCAACAUUGCGGGCAGAUGUGUUGGGUAAGCACCACGAGCUGCUGUCCGAGCUGCGCUCGCUGCUCAAGUCGCUGGCGCGGCAGGAGGACACUACUGUGCAGGAGUAUCUUGCCACCUAUCGGCAGUUCUCUGAGCGUGCUUCUGAGCUAGUGAGGACCCUGCUGGCUCCCGAUACAACACCAAGCGACAGUGCCCAGGAGGCACUCUCCGAACUCAUUGCCAUGGUUCCUCGGGUCUACGAUGGGCUCACGGAGCUUGCCAAUGCUCAGGAUGGCCUUGACCAGCCAAAGAACGCAACUGUCGGCAAGAGUGUGGAGCAGACACCAGAUCGGAAAGUGACCAAGGACCCCAGGACAGGAAAAGCUCUGCAGGAACGCAACAGCUAUGCGGUGGGAGUGUGGCGGAGGGUGAAGAUGAAGUUGGACGGUCGUGACCCCGACAGCAGCAAGCGCUCCAGCGUUGCCGAGCAGGUGGAUUAUAUAAUCAGUGAGGCAACGCGCCUGGAAAACUUGGCACUGCUGUACGAAGGCUGGACGCCUUGGGUGUGAUCCGCCACCGGCAUCAGCCCCCCCUGGGAGUGGGGGGUAACUGGAUUCCUGGCUCCAGCAGACAACGCGGGACAGCAGACGACGACAACGAUGGCACCCGAGAUCAACAGCAAACGCAAGGCAGCCCCAUCCGCAAAAACCCCGGCUGGGGAAAAAGCAAAAAAAAAACAUGGGUUGAGGGAGAGGAGGUCCCAACGCGUGCGCCUCGCAGUAAUGUCGUCGCCACGGCAACAACCGCCAAACCCCCACGUCGACUCUUAAGCAGAACGCUCUCCUCAAGUCUCUCUCUGUAUGACAAGCGACCGCCGCGGGGAAACGAACGGACUCCGGGGCUGCCAGCACGCCCCAGCUAAUGACUGCAGCAGCCAUCUUCCUGUCCUCCUCCCUGUGAGCCUCCCUCUUUCAGUCGGCCGCACCCAGGGAGCACAUAAGACAACCAUUGCACCAAACUCUAGCAGAUGGCUGCCCCUCCAGCAAACGGCACUUGCUGCCAAGCCUGGCUUGAAAAGAGCACAAAUGGUGCUGACACGAGGUUACGCACUCGUGCUUUCUGCGUCUGCUCUGGGGUUUUUCUGAGGAGGGAGCGUCAUCAGUGGCCAUCGGUGUGUGGCACUACUGCCUGUGCUCCGGGAGGGGGAAGGACUCUUUCAAAGAUGGUGCAACCUGGUGUUUGUUUCAAUUUUGACACCGCUAGUGGGAGUUGCCCUUUGAGUGUGAAAGGCUGCGGAUUUCCUUUGGCAAGAGGAAACCGAAGCAGAGAAAUAAGCAGCAGCUUGUAGCCUAUGCUCUUAUGCUGUUUUCCGGCAAGUGUACGACAAACAUGCUGUGUGCUUCUGACCCUUUCUUUUUAUUUUCGUUAUCUUUUCUGGCCUGUUUUCAACCCUUGCCUAUUUGGUUUGAACUUGUUGCAACCCCUGCUAGCAAUGUUGUUUCUCUCCUAGUUUUGUGUGUGCCUCUUUAUUGUAGACGCGUGAAGUUUUUGUUAUUCCUUGUGCUGGAAGUGUGUGUCAGAAGGUCAGGUGGACACUGGUUAACGCAGAGACUUGGAGAGUCAUUCACGUAGCUUGCAUUCUAACGUGUACUUUUUUUAUGUCUGUUCUAACUUAAGCACAUUUCUUGAACUGCCAUAUCACUUUUUUUUGUGGGGGGGAAGGGGGGCAGGUUUAAAAUAACAGUUCACAGUUUUGCCAAAUUGGGUAAAGAUAUACUUUUCCAUCCUCAUUGUUUCGAACGUGUCUUCCUGGUUUUCUUGAUUUUCGUGGGCUCACUUCAUUUUUCCCCUGUGUAACAGAAUGCAUCAAUAAAAGCCAUCAGUAUCAAA
Dermacentor andersoni is the source of this 13432-nucleotide messenger RNA. It is a transcript of the gene nonC, whose product is annotated as serine/threonine-protein kinase Smg1. Gene Ontology annotation, biological process: nuclear-transcribed mRNA catabolic process, nonsense-mediated decay; phosphorylation. The record is from RefSeq and is a predicted model, not a curated record. Gene Ontology annotation, molecular function: protein serine/threonine kinase activity; protein binding. Lineage: Eukaryota; Metazoa; Arthropoda; Arachnida; Ixodida; Ixodidae. Gene Ontology annotation, cellular component: nucleus.